Arabidopsis arenosa is the source of this 2204-nucleotide messenger RNA. NCBI's taxonomy places the organism in Eukaryota, Viridiplantae, Streptophyta, Magnoliopsida, Brassicales, Brassicaceae. The record is from the annotation of a GenBank genome assembly.
GUAGAGACGAAGUAGUUGGAGGAAAAGAAACGAGAAGUUUGUGAUGGAAGGGAAUAAGCGGAAGCAGAUCAUGUCCAGACGAAACCAGGUUAAGGAGACAACAUUACUUGUUGUUGUGGGUGACUGGGAGUCUUCAGUUGAUGGAUGUUGGAAGUUUGUUCUCGAGCAAAACUGUGUAGCACAAUAUGUUAUGGUAGGUGACGGCAUAACCUACAAGGCACUGAAAAGUCUCAUAGAGCAGGAGUUUCAAAACGAUGUUGAAGGAGUCGUCCGCAGGUUAUCAUACUGCCCACCCGCUGAAAUGUCAAUGUUUUCGUCAGGGAAAACACCACUUGUGACAAUUAACACUGACACUGGCGUGGAGACCUUUUUCCAAGUGAGAGCUGCGACUAAAUCUCUUAACUUUUUAGUGACUUUUGAAAUUAAGGCUGGACCAGAGGCUCCAGGAAGAACUGCAAAUGCAAUUGCAGCUGGACAAUCCAUGAUCCGACUUGAUGACGGGACCCCAUCUCUAAGCAGGCAAGAAGAGCAUGACAUAAAUUCCUCUGCUAUUGAUCUAAAUAGCAUUUACGAUGCGGAGAUGGUUGCGCAGUUGGAUAUUGUGGAAGCAAUGGCUAAAGAAGCACAGGGUUUGAAGAGUAGCAAAGGUAAAGAGAAGUUGACUGUUGUUGGAAAUUUCAGAGAAGAGGACAGUGGGAGUGAGGAGUGGGGCUUAUAUCCGAGUAGAGAAGACCAAGAGCUGGAGUUCAAUUAUUGGAAUGCAGUGGUGAACAAAGAGUGCCGUGGCUUGCAUGGUGGGAUAGUAUUGGAGCAGGGAGAAUCGUCAACUGCAGUAAGACUUGUGACUCUGCCGGAGAGUGUGGCUGAAGUGUUUGAAACAGAAGAAGAUAUUCCGGCGGUGAUACAUAAUGGGUAUCCGGGAGUUCCAUUACCAGAAGAUGAGUGUUUACUUGCAGAAGCAGCGAAGAAUAUCUGGGCAUUAGCCAACGCCGAAGAUGAAGCUAACGACGCCGAACAAAUUCCAUAUUCGUCCUUCGUCGUCGAUACGUCUUUGCCUCUUCCUCUCAUGAUUCCUCGUAUCAUAGAGUUGUGUAAAGAUCUGUUCAAGAAUUGGCGAGAUCUUGAUGAUUCACUCUUCUCUGUUGAGAGAGUAUCUGGAGGCAUCACAAAUCUAUUGCUCAAGGUUUCGGUGAAGGAAGGCACUGAUAGAGAAGUAUCGGUAACAGUGCGACUUUAUGGGCCUAACACGCAGUAUGUUAUUAACCGGGAGAGAGAGAUACUGGCUAUCAAGUAUCUCUCGGCUGCCGGAUUUGGUGCCAAGUUGCUUGGUGGAUUUGGAAAUGGCAUGGUGCAAUCAUUCAUCUAUGCAAGAACCUUAGAGCCAUCAGACAUGAGAGAACCAAAGAUUGCUGCGGAAAUUGCCAAAGAACUUGGAAAGUUUCAUAAAGUGGACAUACCAGGUUCCAAGGAACCUCAGCUGUGGGUUGAUAUCUUCAAGUUCUAUGAAAAAGCAUCUACUCUUAGGUUUGAAGAGCCUGACAAGCAGAAGCUCUUUGAGACAAUUUCGUUUGAAGAACUGCAUAAAGAAAUUAUUGAGCUCAGGGAAUUCACAGGCUUACUUAACGCACCUGUGGUGUUUGCUCAUAACGAUUUACUAUCAGGAAACCUCAUGCUGAAUGAUGAAGAAGAGAAACUAUACUUGAUUGAUUUCGAGUAUGGAUCAUACAACUAUAGAGGCUUCGACAUCGGAAAUCACUUCAAUGAAUAUGCAGGAUACGACUGUGAUUACAGCCUGUACCCAAGUAAAGAAGAACAAUAUCAUUUCAUCAAGCAUUACUUACACCCAGACAAACCAGAUGAGGUCAGUAUCGCUGAAGUAGAAUCAGUCUUCGUAGAGACAGAUGCGUAUAAAUUAGCAUCUCAUUUGUACUGGGCAAUAUGGGCUAUCAUCCAGGCAAGGAUGUCUCCCAUUGAGUUUGAAUAUUUGGGUUACUUCUUUUUGCGGUACAAUGAAUACAAGAAGCAGAAGCCACUUACCUUUUCACUUGUUACAUCUCACCUGUCUGCAUCGAUGUAGCCUUUGACCAAAAUGGUUAAAUCUUUGUUUAUUUUUUGUCCUGUUGUUAUCAAUUCUUGUAAAAUUUGUUUGUGUUGUUUGUUAGUAAACUUUGUAUGGUUUGUAUGAAUGAACUUGAUUUGUGGAA